AUGAAUGAAAGACAAAAGGCUGAAUUAGAAGGAAAUAAAGGAAAAAGUUUAUUUUGCAAGAUUUCACUUAAUGGAUCAUAUGGUUACGAUGCAAUGAAUACACAAAAUUACGCAAAGACUAAAAUAAUGAAUGCACAGAAGGCACGCGUUGCAUGUAUGUCAAAUAAGUUUAAAAACAUAAGAGAAAUAGGAGAAGAUACAUAUCAAGUGAUGCUUAAAGAUAGAUUUUAUAGAUGUGAUACAUGUUUACAAGAGGCAUUCUUCACUUUAGAUAAUGCUAAAUACUGGUAUUUGGUUUUCAUUUAUGAUUUUAUGUAUAAAUGUAUGAAUGUUAAUCGUUUUCAUUUCAUUGAAGGUGAUACUGAUUCAUCUUAUUGGGCAAUCGCUGGCGAUCCAAAUCUUCCUAACACUCAAGCAUUUCAAGCAAUUGUUACCGAUAAACAAUUUUAUGAUAAAAACAUUUACAAAUUCGCACCUUUUGAUUUCUUCUGUUUUGAUGAGAAAUUUAAACCUAAAUUAAAGAAUAAAGCUGAAGAAAAAGCACAUGAGAAGAAGUUAUUGGGUUUAGCAAUUGAGAAACAAGGUGAUAACAUGGUUGCUUUAUGUCCUAAGUGUUAUACAUCAUUCAACGGUUCAAUUGAUGGAAGUGAUUUUAAAAAGAUUGCACAAAAAAUGAAAGGUGUUAGUUUACGACAAAAUAAACAAUUAACACCUAAAAAUUAUUUGGAUAUAAUAAAUGAUAAAGUGAUAUUUGAUGGUCAAAAUAUUAAUUUACAACUUAAAAACGGGUCAAUGACUCGCUUAACAAUCGGUAAGACCGCAUUAACAGGAGCACACACUAAGGCUGUAUGUUGUGAAAAUGGAUGUUGUAUGCCAUUUAUUUAA
Molecule: messenger RNA, 885 nt
Organism: Trichomonas vaginalis G3
Lineage: Eukaryota; Parabasalia; Trichomonadida; Trichomonadidae
Product: DNA/RNA polymerases family
Exons: 1
Coding region: 1-885 (294 amino acids)
Source: RefSeq, a predicted model, not a curated record